Messenger RNA from Vombatus ursinus (common wombat), 1776 nucleotides. Its product is annotated as solute carrier family 49 member A3-like. Gene Ontology annotation, molecular function: transmembrane transporter activity. Gene Ontology annotation, biological process: transmembrane transport. The transcript has 10 exons. Bases 209 to 1648 code for a protein of 479 amino acids. Gene Ontology annotation, cellular component: membrane. Lineage: Eukaryota; Metazoa; Chordata; Mammalia; Diprotodontia; Vombatidae. The record is from RefSeq and is a predicted model, not a curated record.
AGACACCCGCGUGUGGCAUGAAGGCUGAAGGCUGGGGCCGAGCGGUGGACGCUCGCAAAGCAAUAAACAGGCGACCCCGGGUGGAGCCGAAGGCCGCCCGUGGGCUGUGACGUGAGAUCCUCCGGCCAGACUAGCUCCGCGCCGCCGCCGAGUUCAUGCCACAGGGCGCGGGAGGAGGCUCCCUGCUAAGCCACUUCUUCCCGACGGGAUGCCGGACGCCGCAGCCCCUGGCACCUCGGAGACCCCCAUUGUGGGGAGCGCAAAGCCCAGUGCUCUGAGCGAACUGACCCGCUACCGGACCUACAAGCGGCGAUGGUUCUUCCUUCUGGUCGUCUCCUUGCUCAACUGUUCCAAUGCUAUGCUUUGGCUAAGUUUUGCCCCAGUGGCCGACAAAAUUGCUCACUACUUCCAACUCUCCAUGACGCAGAUUAAUUGGUUGUCUCUUAUCUACCUGGUGAUAUCCAUCCCAUUUGGCAUAGUUGCUACAUGGAUUCUGGAUUCUUUUGGACUUAAGUGUUCAAUGAUCCUGUGUGCCUGGUUGAAUGCCAUUGGGAGUGUCAUCCGAUUGUUCCCCGGCUUACGUUUUACGGACAAUUACCAUUUCCUGUGUUUUAUGAUUGGCCAGACCUUCUGCGCUUUGGCUCAGGUCUUGGUCAUCUUCUCUCCAGCCAAACUUGCAGCCUUGUGGUUCCCAGAGCAUCAGCGAGCUACUGCAAACAUGAUUGCAACCAUGUCAAACCCUCUGGGUAUCCUCCUGGCUAAUAUGGGGUCUCCUGCGCUUGUGAAAAAAGAGGAAGAUAUUCCAUUAAUGCUUGGAUUCUACAUCAUCCCAGCUGGUGUUGCCUGCCUCCUCUCCAGUGCCUGCAUUUGGGAAAGCAUCCCUCCUACUCCUCCAUCCAAGGGAGCUGCCACCUCUACCUCAGAGCCUUUUCUUUCAGGGAUGUGGAUUCUCCUUCGGAACAAAGCAUAUGUCAUCCUGGCCCUGUGCUUUGGAGGUGGCAUUGGUUCCUUCACGGCCUUCUCUGCCCUGCUGGAACAGAUCCUCUGUGUGAAAGGCUAUUCCAAUGAAUUUUCUGGCCUCUGUGGUGCUCUCUUCAUUGUGUUUGGGAUUAUUGGUGCUUUUGUCCUUGGCCUCUUUGUGGACAGGACCAAACUGUUCACUGAAGUCACCAAGGUUGGUUUUUGUCUGACUACAUUAGCUACCAUCGCUUUUGCCCUGGUGUCUCAGAUCCAGGGCCAGAAGGGGUGGAUAGCUGUGGUCUGCUCUCUAUUAGGAUUCUUUGGUUUUUCCAUUUGCCCAGUUUCCUUUGAGUUAGCUGUUGAAUGCUCCUAUCCAGUAGGAGAAGGUACCUCCACGGGUUUGGUCUUUGUGAUAGGACAAAUUGAAGGUGUGAUCACCAUGGUCCUGUUACAAGCCCUGACAAUACGGCGCAGUGGCUCUGGCCCCUCCACAUGCCAGCUGCAGGAAGGCACCGUCCUCGACUGGACAAACUCCAUGUUGUUGUUGGCUGGGCUAUCCUGUAUCUACAGCUGCAUCUUCAUUAUUUUCUUCCACACAUCAUAUAAGCGGCUUCAAGCAGAAGCCGACGUUACCUACAAGCCCCACAGGGCUGGAAAGGAUGAGGAAGAUGGAGCUUUGGCUCAGUGACCCAGAUAUACUACAGUCUUAACUUCCUACUACUUCCUAACACUUGUAUCAGACUUCUGGUUUUACAUUUUUUUUCCUCAUGAACAACUUUGGUGAAUUUUUUGGCAGGAAACAUUUUCUGAAAACUG